CCCCACACCACCGGUGGCACCCAAGCCCUUAUUUGACAUGAGUGAGAAAAACAUAAGGUUCACAGGAGGAGCUGUCAGCCUCAGUUCCACAAAGAGUAGUCUCUUUCUUUGGCCACUAUCCUAUUUUCAGCCCCUCGCACAGCCUCUGGUUUAUAAUAGGCACUUCAUGAAUAUUUAUUGAUUGAAUUAUCUGCAGGACAUUUUAAGAUCACAGUGACAAACACUAUUUGCCGGGCGGCCAUCCAAAUGAGGGAAUAACUAGCUCUUGUUUCCCUUCCAGGUUGUGCCGCAAGCUGGCUUUUGAGUUCCUUCUCUGGUUUGGAAGCCAUAAACAUCAUUUCUCUCUGCCCCCAGCUUGUCCCACUCUGUGUAGUUGGUUAGUUUCACCUUGAACACCACUCCUUCAUGAGGCACCAGCGAGAGCAUUAGCAUGCACCAUUCAGGAGACCCAGAGCACCUGCUGAUCUUCAGUGAAUGAUCCUGUGUGACAGCCUAAGCAAAUCCGAGUGUGACCUCAGUCCUACUCUAGAAUACAUGAGCAGACCUGGGAAAAAUCCCUGGCCCUUCCUGGUAAAGUGCUGCUGGAGGAAAACCAGGGCAUUGCUCCUGUAGUUUCCAGUCACGUGAGCCCAGGGGUGAAACCAGCAGUGGUUGGGCCCUUCAGCUCACACAUGAUGGAAUUUCCAAGAAAACGCAAAGGAAGCGAUUCGGACCCCUCCCAGUCAGAAAUCAUGACAGAAAAAGUGGUGGAAAAGCUUUCUCAGAACCCCUUUACCUAUCUUCUUUCAACAAAGAUAGAAAUAUCAGCACCCAGUGGCAGCAGAGAAGCUCACAGCCAAACCGAAAAGCGGAGAAGAGAUAAAAUGAACAACUUGAUUGAAGAACUGUCUGCCAUGAUCCCUCAGUGCAAUCCUGUGGCCCGUAAACUGGACAAACUCACAGUUUUAAGAAUGGCUGUCCAGCACCUGAAGUCUGUAAAAGGCAUGACAAAUUCUUAUUUAGGAGAUCACUAUAGACCUUCAUUUAUUCAGGAUAAUGAACUCAGGCACCUAAUCCUUAAGACUGCAGAAGGCUUCCUGUUUGUGGUUGGAUGUGAAAGAGGAAAAAUUCUCUUCGUUUCUAAGUCAGUCUCCAAAGUACUUAAUUAUGAUCAGGCUAGUUUGACGGGACAAAGCUUAUUUGACUUCUUACAUCCAAAAGAUGUUGCCAAAGUAAAGGAACAACUUUCUUCUUCUGAUAUAUCACCAAGAGAGAAGCUAAUAGAUGCCAAAACUGGUUUGCCUGUUCACAGUAAUUGUCACGCUGGGAGGACACGUGUGUAUUCUGGCUCCAGACGAUCUUUCUUCUGCCGAAUAAAGAGCUGUAAAAUCUCUGUCAAAGAAGAACAUGGAUGUUUACCCAACUUAAAGAAGAAAGAUCAUAGAAAAUUCUGUACCAUCCACUGCACUGGUUACCUGAGAAGCUGGCCUCCAGAUAUGGUUGGAAUGGAAGAGGAGAGGGAUAACAAGAAAGACAACAGUCAUUUUACCUGCCUCGUUGCCAUUGGAAGAUUGCAUCCGUAUAUUGUCCCACAGAACAGUGGAGAAAUUAAAGUGAAACCAACUGAAUUCAUAACACGGUUUGCAAUGAAUGGAAAAUUUGUGUACGUAGACCAAAGGGCAACAGCCAUUUUAGGAUAUUUGCCUCAGGAACUUUUGGGAACUUCUUGUUAUGAAUAUUUCCAUCAAGAUGACCAUAGUAACCUGACUGACAAGCACAAAGCAGUUCUACAGAGUAAGGAGAAAAUAUUUACAGACUCAUACAAAUUCAGAGUGAAAGAUGGCUCCUUUGUAACUUUAAAAAGCCAGUGGUUUAGUUUCACUAAUCCUUGGACCAGAGAACUAGAAUAUAUUGUGUCUGUCAACACACUAGUUUUGGGCCAUAGUGAGACCAGAGGAGCAUCAUUAUUUCACUGCAGCUCUCAAUCAUCAGAAGAAUCCCCUAAGCAAUCUUGUAUCCAUGUGCCUGGAAUGUCUACUGGAACUGUACUUGGUGCUGGCAGUAUCGGAACAGACAUUGCAAACGAAGUUCUGAAUUUACAAAGUCAACACCUUGGGAAAGGUGAUGGAUUUUUAGACUUCAGAUCCUCACAUCUGAGAAAUGAAAUGGAAUGCUGCCCAUGGGGUGCUUGUCCUGUAGCACUCAGAAAGUGCUCGCUGCCAGGGAGCCGUGGUGCUGGUGGCAGGUCCCUGUCUGCCGACUGCCAAGGGGUUUUUAUCUCACUCAAGUGCAAACCUAACUAUGCAUUAUUCUGUGUUUUGCAGAUGUCAAAUCAAGAGUUGUUUUCACUGAGUCCUUCAGAAACAGGGGAGCUGGAGACAACCAGGCAAAGCCAGAGCACUCACGAACCUCUCCUCAGUGACAGCGCACAGCUGGAUUUCGAUGCCCUGUGUGACAAUGAGGACACAGCCAUGGCUGCUUUCAUGAAUUACUUAGAAGCAGAGGGGGGCCUCGGGGACCCCGGGGACUUCAGUGACAUCCAGUGGACACUCUAGCAUUUGACUUCUGUCUCCAAGAAUGAGAAACGUUUUCAAGCAUUUCAUUUACAAAACGCCGUCUCUUCUUCAGUCCUGUAUGGAUACCACUGGUUUCAUGUUUUCUUAAUGAUCUACCAGUUUUUAUAGAUUUGCACCUGACUCUCAACAGGGAGGUUGGAAAAUAGAUUUUCCUCCAAAGAGAACUGAUCAGUUUAUUAUCACCCCCUUUAUGCCAUGAAAUAGCGUAAAACCCACUAGCUGCCAUAUUUUUAACUAAAAUAUUUCUGACCGAUACCACCACCUACAUGUUGUUUUGACUUUAUUAUUUUUUUAUGUGGUUUUGAGUUUGAAGAAUUUAAUGUGGACAUUUUCCUGUGUCUAAGAUUUAUUUACCGCAGAUUUGUGAUACAGGUUUGUGUAAUUUGGAACAUUUCCAUUUCUUGAGCAUUUCCUUAAUUGAGGAUAGGGCAUUCAUUCUAGGAAAACAGGGAGUGCUUGUACACUUAAAGGGACAGUGCAACUUGUAAUCAUAAUCUUGAUGAAUACUAUAAUCAAUCUUUGUAGAAUUUGGCAGGAACACAGCCAGGAUAUUUAUACUCAGUCAAGCACUUUCAGAUGAAUUUUAAGUGAGAUGACUUCUUAUUUAAAACAGACAAAGCCAAAAAAGAGUUUCAACUUUGUUUACAGAAAAGGAAGAAUCUUAGGUCCUAGAUCUUGUUGAUUAACAAAACCAGCUCUUAAUAUAAACACUCAAGAUUUUCAUUACAGAUAGAAUAGACUUUUGCUGUUGAAACAUGGUUAGGAAGAAAUAGGUCCAGGCAGAUUAAGUGUCCUGGGUAAAGGGCUGGGCACAGUGGCACACUCUUGUAAUCCCACUGGUUCUGGAGGCUGAGACAGGAGGAUUGAGAGUUGAAAGCCAACCUCCGAAAAAGCGAGACACUAAGCAACUCAGUGAGACCCUGUCUAUAAAUAAAAUACAAAAUAGGGUGGGGGAUGUGGCUCAGUAGUUGAGUGCCCCUGAGUUAAAUACCUGUAUCCCCCCCCCCAAAAAAAAAUGUCCUGGGUAAAGUCAUACAUCAAAUUCAUGGAUUUUUAAAGUGUUUAAUAUGUAUAAACUAGUUUGUUUAUACAUAUUUGCAAAGCAAUGGCCUCACUAGCUAAAUGACUAAUUGAUCCAGGAAAUAGUUGUAGUUUUCUAGGUAGUUUCAGUUAUGCCUGUAAGGAAAAAGUAAUGAAGUAAAUGUUAAGUACAUUUUUUUAAUCAAGGCAAUGAGAAUGCAUUUUAAAACCAAUUUUCUAGUUACAAUUAAAAUUUUGGAAAGCAUUAUUUUAAAUAGUAAUUAAUCCAGAAGUAGCUCAAAUUGAGUAUAAGAACUAAGAUUAAUUAAAAUUCUAUAUACCUACCUUCUUGGGAAUCAUACUUUUAUAAAUACCUGUGUUUUAAUAUCUCUUUACAGAUUACCAAAUGUGUUCCUAUAUCUUUUUUUUUUUUUUUUUUGUAUUUUACAAACGAAAGAAGGAUAGGCUGGAAAACUAAGAGGGAAGCCCUCAGGCCCCAAUGAAGGGUUCAAAUCCACUUUUCUCCAUAUGGUGCUACACCCUUCCAGCAAAUUUCCCUCUGAGCCCCUCACCAAAGCAAUGUGUUACUUUGACCUUCAUGAUAUUUCUGGAGGCCGUUAAAGUGAUAAAUGAGAAUUUUCAUCAGAUGUGUUAAUGACAGACAUACCAACAGGCAAUCACCCAAAGCAAAUGUUUCUUUCAAGUGUGAAAUUCACAGGACCCGUGUAGGUGAGGAUGUGCUGGCACAUUGUGCUCUUGAGCCCAUACCGUGUGUUCCAGCAACAUCAGGGGUCAGCACCCUUCUUAAAGGCUGACAUUUGAGGCCUUGAGAGACAUCCAGGUUUAUAACACGCCAAAGAAACCCUUCAAGAUGAGGGAGGGUUGACGUGCUGCAGCCCCAGCACUACAGCUAAGUUGAAAGAAGCGUGAAAGAUCACAUGGCCCCUCUGCCUGCCCACCAGCAGAGCUGUUUUUAGGGGACUGCACCAUUGCAGGUUCCCUAGUGGUAGGCUAUGUCAUCACUAUGGGAUGGCCUCAAAAAUAGGAGGGGCAAACUCUCAUGAUUUGAGGGGCAGAGAUUCUGGAUUCGGCCCUUGCUGCCUUGCACAGCGGGAGUUUUCUUAUUGCAAAAGGAGGGGUUAUUCCAUAGGCCAACAGGCAGGUAGCCCUUGGAAUGCUCUGGGCAUAUCGAUUUUUAAAUUUUAUUUAUUUAUUUAUUUUUUAGCCCACUCUAAUUUUUUCCACAGAUUCUCUUGUCCUGGACCCAGAAUCCAGCCCAUCCAUGCUUUGUAUGGUACUGUCGUUCUCCCAAAUUUAGUGUAUUCUCUAAAAUUCAUUCCAUUAGGACUAAAAUAUUUGUAUGGAUUAUGCAUAUCACUAUUGUCUCCUAUAAGUUAACAUCUUGAAUUUUGGUGAGAAAUAACACAUCUAUAAAUUGCAUGAAAAUAUCAAAGACAGUAAUUUUUUUCUUAACUCUGAGAGUUACCUGUAACAUCAUAUCAGAGUGGGAAGAGUCCCUGUGUAGCCAGGGACUGUGUAGCCAGAGUCCCUGUGUAGCCAUUUAAAACUCUGUGCCUCAGUUUCCUCAUUUAUAUAAAAAAAAAGUUUGCUUUCUGAGUUUACUCCCAGCUGUGACUCUGACUCUAAUCCAUAGAACUUAAGCACUGGACUGUCCUUUACUGUAGCCAUUUACCACAUGUGGCAUUGAACACUUGCAACGUGGCUGUUACAAACUGAGAGGUGUUAUCGAAGUAAAAUACAAACCAGAUUUGUAUUUUACAAUACAAAUUGUAAAAUUUGUAUUGUAAAACAUGCUGGGGCUGCAGCACAUCAGACUUAGUAUGUGAAUGUAAAAUAGCAUGUUAAUUUUAUAAUGAUUACAUAUGCAAAUGUUAUUUUGGAUAUACUGAAUUAAGUAAAACAUUACAAUUAUACUUGUAUCUUUUUACUUUAAUGUGGCUACUAAAAAAUUUUAAAUCACACACAUGGCUCUCAUUCUUUCUUUUGGACAGUGCUGCUCUAGAUGAAUAAUAUUCAUCAAGUGGAUAUUAUUAAAGUAGACCAAAGGUUAUACCAUCAGGAUGACAUUUACCUCUAAAUACUGUUUGAGAGAUAUUUAUUGAUCUUUUUCAGACCACUAGUGUUAAUGUCUAUUUGCCUACUGUUCAACAGUCAACCUGAUUUAUUGAUCCUUGAUUAAGUACAAGUAACUGAGCCUCUAGUCAUGUGCCGGAUUUAAAAAUUUGAUCAGACAUUUUACUACAUGUCUACAUUUUACUACAUAGCCUACAGUCAAAUACAAUUUGAGUUAUAGGUUGACACCAUCUGUCACUGAAUUUGAAAAUCUUUUGGGAAACAGGAAAAUACAGAGUGGAGAAUAUUAGUGAAUAAUGAAACUGAAGGGAAGUGUGUAUCUACAGUGACAACAGAAAAGACCAUAUUACUUUUGUCUCCUAUAAAUUAACUUCUGUUCUUGAGUCCCAUUCUGUGGAGUCUAGGGCACCAGGAUGUGGACUAGCCCAUGCCUAGUUACCAGACUGUGUUUGGUGGUUUCUGUUUCAGAUCCUGCUUUAGAGAUGUGCCUGCCAUUCGGGUAUGUCAUCGCUGAGCUCUGGAAUUAGAGACUCAGAUUUGCCCAACACUGUUCAGGGCAGGGCAGGGCCGACAGCAUUGUCAAGAAGCCAUAAAGAAGAACUGCUAAGCGGCCACUAGGUGCCACCUUUCCUUUCUCACAGUGCUGUGUUUUGAUGAGAUUAACUUUCCCCAGCUCCCUGGGGCCUGUGAGAGACAUUAUUUAAGAUUUCUGUGCCUAGAAUGAGUCAGCUUCUCUGGUGUGGGUUGGUUGAUGAGAAAUGCUUUCCAAGGGACGUCUGGGGACGCCUUCUCACAUAAUAUAAGAACUUUGGUGUAGGGAGCUUCCCAGAUGUGCUGCUCGUGAGAACUGGCCUUAGCAAACCCGUCCAGUCUGGGGUAGGCUCUCUGAACCCGAUGCUCAUAUGUUCUCAAGUGUAGAUUUGCCUUUUCUACAGUUUUUAGCUCUCUCCAGUUCACUGGCUCUUGUCUGUAUAUUGAUAUUUUUAAAUUUUUGUGGUAAAUAAUAGUGAAAUUAAAUUAUAUUUUGUAAUAAUUA
Molecule: messenger RNA, 6705 nt
Organism: Ictidomys tridecemlineatus (thirteen-lined ground squirrel)
Lineage: Eukaryota; Metazoa; Chordata; Mammalia; Rodentia; Sciuridae
Source: RefSeq, a predicted model, not a curated record